AAUUGUACGUUUUUUACGAUACGAAAAACGUUAAUUAUAUAUUAAUUGAUGUUUUGCGUUUGUACUACAUAUUCCGUGGUUAAAUUUGAAUCUAGAAUAUCAUUAAUAUUUCAAUAUUGAGUCGACUGCAUGUGAUAUUUGUUACUCAGAAAAAUUUGAAAAUAAACAAUAAACAUGUGAGAACAAUCAUUUUUCACGACGAGUACGGAUCUGUUACCCAAUUGCAGAGCGUUGACGAGAGCAGCUGUAAACAAAAUAUGUAUGAACUUUAUUGCUGCAUUGAAUAAGUGCCAUUAUUUGUGUAUUAAACGCUUUCCAUGCGUCUGCCACGAAUAAUCCUUCUCUGGGAAAUAACAUGCGUACAUAUUCCAACUCCAAAAUUCAUCCUGUUCCUUAGUUGACGUUCAGCUGUUUUUCGGGGAGAGUGCUACUUGGUUUUAUUAACUGUUCUAAGUGGGACUUUCAAAAGACAGAUAAAGGAAAAGUGAUAUUUUGAUUUAGAAUAAAAUGGAUCCCGAUACAUCUGAAGAAAGUCCACAGGCAUCGAGUAAUAUAGUUUUCGAGGCAGCAACACAAACUCCCACAAAUGAACUAUGCGACUCGCCUCUUUUUACACAGAAAGGUUAUUGCUUGAAAACAUCAGGACAUAGUGUCCAAGCCCUUACGAAUAUACAUAAAAUGAAGCAGCACGGUCAACUUUGUGAUAUUACAUUAAAAAUAGGAUUAGAAAAAUUUAGAGCCCAUAAGGUCGUUCUAGCAUCAGUUAGUCCAUAUUUUUAUGCAAUGUUUAAUGUAGAUAUGAAAGAACAUCUUCUAUCAGAAAUUGAGAUCCACGAUUUGGACUCAACAGCAAUUUCUCUCCUGAUAGAAUACGCUUAUACGGGCCAGAUAACUGUAACACCAGAUAAUGUUCAAGUAUUGUUGCCAGCAAGCAGCUUACUUCAAAUGCAAGAAGUCAGAGAAGCAUGUUGCAGAUUUUUACUACGACAGUUGCAUCCCACAAAUUGUUUAGGAAUCAGAAGUUUUGCAGAUACACAUUCUUGUAAGGAACUACAUUUAAAAUCGCAUGUAUAUGCGUUACAGAAUUUUCAGCAGGUAGUUGGUACAGAAGAAUUUCUGCUGCUUCCAUUCGAAGAGGUUAACGAAUUAAUUUCUAAUAGUCAACUGAAUAUCUCUUCCGAAGAGAAUGUUUUCACUGCUGUUUUAAAUUGGGUGAAGCAUGAUCUGGCAGAGAGGAGUAAAUAUAUAUCCAGGUUAAUGCAGCACGUGAGAUUACCAUUGGUGAAUAGGGAAUUUCUUAUGACUAGAGUGGACAACGAAAAAUUGAUAAGAGACAACAACGACUGUAGAGAACUACUUUUAGAAGCUAUGAGAUAUCAUCUAGCGCCGGAACGAAGGUGUGUUCUAUCUAGCUCUAGAACUUUGGAAAGAAAACCUAACGGGGCUCAACCAUAUCUCUUUGCAAUAGGUGGAGGAUCAUUAUUCGCAAUACAUUCUGAAUGUGAAGUUUAUAAUCCAAAAUCUGAUUCUUGGUCAACAAUAGCUCCGAUGCAAUGGCGACGAUCUAGAUCAGGUGUAACUGGUUUAAGACGACUACUUUACGUUGUCGGAGGAUACGACGGGGCAUCAGAUAUGGCAACAGCAGAAUGUUACAAUCCCUUAAGUAAUAGUUGGUCUCCAAUUACUCCAAUGGGAACAAAGCGAUCCUGUUUAGGAAUUUGUUCAUUAGAUGGUCUAAUUUACGUUUGCGGUGGUUACGACGGUGCUUCUUGUCUCAGUUCAAUGGAAAGGUUCGAUUCUUUAACAGGAAUAUGGUGUAGUUGUCCCGCUAUGAAUACAAGAAGACGCUACUGUCGAAUAGCCGUUGUUGAAAACUGCAUUUAUGCAUUAGGUGGAUUUGAUUCGACUAACUAUCAAGCAUCUGUCGAGAAAUUUGAUCCAAGAGAAGGUACUUGGCAGUCCGUACCCUCUAUGACUUCAAGAAGAAGUAGUUGCGGCGUAGCUGCUUUGAAUGGUCAGUUGUAUUGUAUUGGAGGAAAUGAUGGUACGAUGUGUAUGGCAAGCGGUGAACGUUUUAAUUUGAGAAGGAAUGCCUGGGAACCCAUCACUUCUAUGAAUAGUCGAAGAUCUACUCAUGAAGUGGUUGCUAUAGAUGGUUUCAUAUACGCUCUAGGAGGCAACGACGGUUCUUCCAGUCUUAAUGCAGUAGAACAAUAUGAUCCUAGGACAAAUAAAUGGACGAUUAUGUCACCAAUGAGCAUCAGAAGAAGUUCUGUAGGCGCUGCAGUUCUAGAAUGCAUAGACAUCGAGCAUGUAUUAAAGCAAACUAGAAAUAGUUGACAUAGAUUAACGAUGUAAGAAAUUAGUUAAAUCAUUAUUUGGCAUUGAAAAUGAAGAUAUUCAACGAAAUUUCAAUAAUGUUUUGAGAUUCUUUUACGAAUUUAUAUAUGAGAAAUUCUAAUUCUAGGAUUAUAACAAUGAGAAUCAAUUGAAUUGAAUGCUCAAUAAUUAUGAAAAAUAACCGAAUUUCGAAAUUACUUAAGCUACGACUUAUUUUGAAAAUUUCAGGUGCGUUCUUUUUAAUUUUGUUUUUGUUUCUUACUAUUGUUUUGUGGUUCUUGUCAUUCUUUAAAGUAUAUGUUACAGCUUCGUUUUGUUAAUGCUUUCCUAUUUUAUUGGAUAAUUGAUGUGAAGUGAAUCUUUCAAAUCGUCUCAUUUCUUCAUAGGCGGACAGUGGAUAUUUUAAUAAUAAUAAGCGCAAAUUUUCGAAUUUAACGAAGAACAUUCCAAAGAUAAGAAAAAACAAUCAUUCCCAUUUAACAGGAAAAGAUCAAGUUGCGUAUUGCUGGAUUUGGUGCAAAGUAUGCCCUGUAUAUGUACAUUCGGUGCUAUUGGCACUAGAAAUUAUUCUAAAUAUAUUCUAUUAUAUUCUAAAUGCUUUUUAUCUCUAUAUAUUCUGGAAACAUCUUCGAAAACGGUACUGAGAAUAUUUAGAGAAAAAAUAAUCAGACAGUAGGACACGCCUUCUAUUGAAAUACCGAAAAAAUUUGCCUCAAAAUUAAGUAUUAAAAGUACGAAACCUCAUAUGAAAUAGAGCACGAAUAUUUUUAGCAUCCCUUACCCUGAAUUUUCUGGAAGAAGCAGGAUUAAUAGAUCAGCUAUAAACACUGAACAUCCCCAAUGCAACAUCAAAAAGGAGCAUAAUAAAUCCGUUGGGUCUCAGUGUAUAUGAUAGCUUGAGUUUUAUAUACUAUUAUAGAGGUCUGGAGACGUUGAGGCAACAAAGAAAUGGUGGCUCUCCCCCUCACUACCAAAGAAUUUUCCAAAUAAACUGAACAAUUCUCUUUUUAUUUUCAUUCAAGCAAAAUUUAUUGUGAAAUAACGUUUAUUUUCUUAGAUUUUAACAAAAAUAUAUAAAUAGAAUAUGAAACGAGAAUUAUUUUAAAUUUUAGUGGUAACGAACGGAAGCUGUUUUCACCAAUAAAUCGAUAAAUUAAGAUACUUUUUCACGUUUCAAGUAUCAAUUAUGAGGUUUCUUUUUUGUGGAAAUCCCGAUGCUAUAGCCUCGGUUACUCUCCCUUAAAUUCGGCCCAGAGUUUACGUUUGACCUUGAAUAGAGUCGGUGAAAAUUCAAUAAAACAGUUAAUUGAUAUACCUCACAUUGAUUCUUGUUUUCUUUCUACUCUUUUAUACGUUUUUAGUGUCGUUCCGUUAACUUUCUUAUUAAAAAAGAAACAAGAUGUGAUGGCUGGUAUCAAACUAAUUUGAUCGUUACUUUAUUUUACAACAUAAAUUUAUCACAAAAAAUAGAAAGUAAAUCUUUUCAAUUGUAAUCUAUCUAAAAAUAAAUAAAAUUAACAAAUAAAAUGAGCAAACCUAAGGUUUUCAACUUUUAUGGAGCAUUGUUUUAUUGGUUGAUUCUCAUUAGAUUAUAAUACAAAUUUUUGUUCUAGGGACAGUUUUUAUAAUAUACAUUUCACAACAUUUCUAUCGCUGUUGAGACUACGAAAAAUUUGGACAAAAAUAUAUGAAAUAGACUUGAAAA
Messenger RNA from Diorhabda sublineata, 4045 nucleotides. Its product is annotated as kelch-like protein 17. The record is from RefSeq and is a predicted model, not a curated record. The transcript is spliced from 13 exons. Bases 508 to 2340 code for a protein of 610 amino acids. Gene Ontology annotation, molecular function: protein binding. Lineage: Eukaryota; Metazoa; Arthropoda; Insecta; Coleoptera; Chrysomelidae.